ACUACUCGCUGCCAAAGGAUUGUUUGCACCCAUGGACGGCACAAAUGGAGCGAUGGCGUGCGGUGGCAAGGGAAAGGUGGUGGUAGUGAUUGGCGCCACGGCCACCGGUAAGUCCAAGCUGGCAGUCGACCUCGCACUGCGAUUCGGCGGGGAGGUCGUCAACUCCGACAAGAUCCAGGUCCACGACGGCCUCGCCAUCGUCACCAACAAGGUGACUGCAGAGGAGUGCCGGGGCGUGCCACACCACCUCAUCGGUGUUGUGAGCCCCGACGCUGACUACACCGCCGCCGACUUCUGCCGUGACGCCACGCGCGCCGUGGGGUCCAUCCACGCAAGGGGCCGCAUCCCGAUCAUCGCCGGCGGUUCCAACAGGUACCUCGAGGCGCUGCUGGACUGGGAGCCGGCGUUCCGCCGGCGCUACGAAUGCUGCUUCCUCUGGGUGGACGGCGACCUGCCGGUGCUGGACCGGUACAUCCGCGGCCGCGUGGACUGCAUGCUGGAGCAGGGGCUCGUAGACGAGGUCCGGGGCAUCUUCCAGCCGGACGCCGACUACUCCCGGGGCAUCCGGAGGGCCAUCGGCGUGCCGGAGAUGGACAAGUACUUCCGUCUGGAGGCCGUGGGGGAGCUGGACGGUGAUGACGACGAACUGCGUGCGCAGCUGCUCUCUGUAGCCGUCGACGAGAUCAAGGCCAAUACGUGCGGGCUGGUGCGCCGCCAGCUGCGGAAGAUUCGCCGGCUCCUCGGUAUCUCAAGGUGGAGCCUCCGCCGCCUCGACGCCACGGCGGUGCUCAUGUUGAAGACAAGCGUGGCCAGGGACCCCGAAACCGAGCGCGCCGCGUGGGAGGCGGACGUCGCGGGGCCUGCCACGAGGGCAGUGGCCACCUUUCUGGGCCGUAAUGGUCAGACGACAGACGGCAAGGCUGGGUUGGUCGCGGCAGCGGCCAAAGAGGUGGCCAUGGCGGGCGCUGGCACGACGGAGUGGUGCGGCCAGCAGCUUGAGAAGGCAGCGGUGGUGCCGGGCCGUGCCCGUGUGUUCCUUGGAAUGAAGGCAGCUGCUGCGGCGGUUUGAGCUAUAUGUGACCUGUUGGCUCUGACCAAACGUUUGGACUAAUAUUUUUUUAAAAGAAAUAGGUU
Molecule: messenger RNA, 1134 nt
Organism: Setaria italica (foxtail millet)
Lineage: Eukaryota; Viridiplantae; Streptophyta; Magnoliopsida; Poales; Poaceae
Product: adenylate isopentenyltransferase 3, chloroplastic
Exons: 1
Coding region: 32-1069 (345 amino acids)
Biological process (GO): tRNA modification; cytokinin biosynthetic process
Cellular component (GO): mitochondrion
Molecular function (GO): tRNA dimethylallyltransferase activity
Source: RefSeq, a predicted model, not a curated record